AUGGAAGCUGGCCAUCCUCUCAUCGGGCACCAUGACUCUCAAUCCAACAGCUCAAUUGAACUCGAACUUGCCGACAGAUCACCAGACGUUGACCUGGAAGAUCUAGCUCGUCGUAACGGACCGUUCGAGGACGAUGAAAAGUAUCUGGCAGGAAUUAGGGCCCGCCAUUGCGUAUCGAACCGUAUGCGCCCGGUUUGGGAAAUAUGCCGUUUAUACCUUAUUGGACUUGUCGCUUUUCUCCUGAUCGUUGGCUUGGGGUUGCUGGUCACUUCUAACGACACCACCAACGAGGAUCACGAUAACCAUCAUCAUGAUCAUGAGCCCGAUAACCAUCCCGAGGGCCACGCACAAAACAGUACCCCCACGACAAUUUGGCCCCCAGCGGCGAAACUCUCCAACCAAGGUCUUCCAAUAGAAUGCGGCACUUCUAACGCUGAAGCCAAGGCCAGGGGUUGUAUCUUCGACGUGAUGAUCUACUGCUGGAUCCCACCCGCAUGCUACGAGUCCGAUCUAGCCGCCGAUGUACAAUCAGAAAGUUCCCGUUUCGCACCAUUCCACAUGGCGGGUGUCUUUAACUGGUAUGCGGAUGCAGAGGGCCAGAAGGCUGUUUCCCAAGACGCAGAUACUCUCAGUGAAAUGCCUGAGAUCUGGGCAACGCAUGACUGGCACCAGGCGCAUUGCCUGUAUUUCUGGCGGUUGUUAGCUCGAGCCGUGAACAGGAAUCAGCAGAAUAGACAGGAUGGCGCUUAUGUGCUCUCCCAGGCGAUUGUUUUUCCUCAUACCUUACAUUGCAAUGAUAUGUUGGCGGAUCAAAAGAAAGAUGGGAAUGAUUUGAUUCGGACCUUGAGGAUAUAUGGGACCUGUGCAAAGCUUGACGGAGAGCCAAAUCCAUAUCUGGAACAUGGUGGUUUCCCUGUGGAUCCGGAAUGA
This is a messenger RNA of Penicillium hordei, 930 nucleotides long. RefSeq lists its product as uncharacterized. The record is from RefSeq and is a predicted model, not a curated record. The transcript has a single exon. NCBI's taxonomy places the organism in Eukaryota, Fungi, Ascomycota, Eurotiomycetes, Eurotiales, Aspergillaceae. The coding region runs from base 1 to 930 and encodes 309 amino acids.